Formica exsecta is the source of this 2946-nucleotide messenger RNA. It is a transcript of the gene Antp, whose product is annotated as homeotic protein antennapedia. Lineage: Eukaryota; Metazoa; Arthropoda; Insecta; Hymenoptera; Formicidae. Bases 1691 to 2755 code for a protein of 354 amino acids. The transcript has 5 exons. The record is from RefSeq and is a predicted model, not a curated record. Gene Ontology annotation, molecular function: RNA polymerase II cis-regulatory region sequence-specific DNA binding; DNA-binding transcription factor activity, RNA polymerase II-specific. Gene Ontology annotation, biological process: negative regulation of transcription by RNA polymerase II; anterior/posterior pattern specification. Gene Ontology annotation, cellular component: nucleus.
UAACUUCCGGGAUCAUCGGGCUUUGGCUCGCGCUAAAGUUGUAUGUUGAUGAGGACGUCGAACGAUUGAAGAGAAGCUGUGUGACAAUUCAAAUUGUUUCGUCAUUGAUAUAUAUAUUCUCGUGUAUUAUCUUAAUCUAAGGAAGGAUAAAAAGGACGAGGAAACUUCAUUUAAACUGCGAGGCUCGAUUUUACGCUGGUACAAGAAAAUCUCGUUCCAGAACUGAGUUUUGCGUUGUAGAUUUUGGACAUUGUAGAUCUUGUUGAUCAAUGUUAAAUCGCAGAUCAUUGAAUACAGUCGAUCUCGCGCGAACGUUAUCCUCACUGUGUCUUGAUAAAGUCCGCAACCAGUAACUCAGGUUCUCGUCGGCGAUUUCAUCCGAAUAGAGGUGCGAGGUGCGUGGAUGAGAAUAAUUUUGGAUGAUCUGAUCCGCUUCAUGUUGCGCUAAACCGAUCGCUCGCUUAUUUUUUAUCGUUAUUCAUCAGCACGCGCAGCUUUGUUAGCCGAUCAUUUCGCGAAAUCUAUCCUUGUAAGACAAUCCAAGAAACAUAAGAAACUUAUUCCAAGAAGCAGUAUCAUCAGGAUCGGAUUGAAGCCCGACGAUAAACGUGCCGAGUAUUCUGUGUAAACUCCUCGAGUUCGCGUAGAACCGUUUGCGAAGAUCUCGCGAGGGCGAAAGUGAGAAAAGGGUGAUGGUGAAUGGACUCACAUGGUUGCUCUACCCAAUAGACAGUGAGUCCAUUCGAAGGACACAUGGUUCGUCGACGGUGUUGGGUUUUUCUGAUCCCACGCAGUUUCCCGUCGUACCUGGCUCGGUGACUGUCGGCGAAUUCGUUCGCUCUUGGUGGACAAAGACUUCCGAGAAGGUGGUGCGCGAAGGGAAGUACCAGCCACGACGGGGCCCAGCGCCGGGGCGGAGACAAGGCCCCCGGUGCAGGGAAGAAGCGAGACAGGGGAAGAAAUCGAGUUUAGCGUAGCAGCAACGGCCCUGAAACUACAAGGGAGAGCAACUACCCCCUUGAACAGGGGGGAACCUAGGAGGAGGCGACCUCGCCGACGGAGGCGACGGAAAAAGAAGCGACGGAGGUGCGGCGUAACUUCGAUUGUAGGGUGGACAGAGGAACGAAACGGGUCUGGAGUGGCUUGGCGCUUUGAACGAAGGUGUCACACCAGGGUAGACGAAGAACUUUGAUUACAUCUUCCGCCACCAUCUCGUAUACGCCGUAUACUCUCCCUUCUCUUUGCUAAUUAAAGGUUCUGUAGUGCUCCAGUUUAUAAUUUUAUCGGUAGUGAGCUCAGUGUGAUAAAAAGUUAAAUGAUGUACACAUGUGAUCCACGAUAAUGAUAAUUUGAUAUAUAUAUAUAUGUAUAUAUAUAUAUGUAUAUAUAUAUAUAUAUAUAUACGUGUGCUUGUGCUAUCCAAGAGUGCGUGAAAUGAGAAGAAUUGAGUGAGAAAAAAAGUAAAAGAUUCGCGAAGAGAAAUGCAAUUUCGAAGUGAUAAAUCUGUAUCUAUGUAAAGACGUGUGUUAGUGUGUCCGCACGCAAGAGUACAAAACAAAAUAAAUAUACAUACGAAGAGAAAAAGAGAGAGAGAAGAAAAAUCAUAUAAAUCAGCCGAGGAUAACCAAAGGAAAGCCCGUCAGCAACGUAGAGAAGUGACAUUAGCAGGUGAGACAGGUGGGACAGUAGCAUGAGUUCGUACUUUGCGAAUUCGUACAUCCCGGACCUGCGAAAUGGCGGGGUGGAACACCCGCAUCAGCAUCAGCAGCACUACGGUGCGGCCGUACAGGUACCUCAGCAGACACAGUCGGUUCAGCAGCAGUCCCAGCAAGCCGGUGAUCCCUGCGACCCGAGUUUGUUACGUCAAGGAGUAUCCGCCCAUCAUUAUGGAACUACGGGAGGUCAACAGGACAUGCCUUAUCCGAGGUUUCCCCCGUACAAUCGGAUCGACAUGCGGAACGCGGCCUAUUAUCAGCAUCAGCAGGAACACGGAAGUAUGGACGGUAUGGCUGGUUACAGGUCGACGUCCCCGAAUCCUGCUAUGGGUCACAUGGGACACACGUCAACUCCCAACGGACAUCCGUCCACCCCCAUCGUCUACGCCAGUUGCAAACUUCAGGCGGCUGCUGUCGAUCAUCAGGGCAGCGUUCUCGACGGACCGGAUAGUCCGCCUCUCGUCGAAUCGCAGAUGCAUCAUCAAAUGCACAGUCAGCAUCCGCAUAUGCAGACGCAACAGUCACAGCAUCCGCAGCAGCAAUCGCAGCAUCAGCAUUUACAAGCGCAACAACAACAUAUGAUGUAUCAACAGCAGCAGCAAUCUCAAACCACGUCGCAACAGGGACAAACCGGAAUGCAUCCGCAACAGCAAGCUCAACAGCAAGCUCAACAGCAUCAAGGUGUCGUUGCGUCGUCGCUCAGUCAACAACAGCAAGGUGCGCCUCAGGCUGCGGCAAGCACGAACUUACCAAGCCCAUUGUACCCUUGGAUGAGAAGUCAAUUUGAGAGGAAAAGAGGCCGGCAAACAUAUACACGAUACCAAACGUUAGAACUGGAAAAAGAAUUUCAUUUCAACCGAUAUCUCACUAGACGGCGACGUAUCGAGAUCGCACACGCGCUAUGUCUGACGGAACGGCAGAUAAAGAUCUGGUUUCAAAACAGACGGAUGAAGUGGAAGAAGGAGAACAAGACGAAAGGGGAACCAGGCUCGGGCGAUGGCGACACUGAAAUCUCGCCGCAGACGUCGCCGCAGGGUUGAAAGAGCUCCGAGAAGUGGAACUUCCUUUCCAUCUCUCUCAGGGUCGUUUAUACCUUGUUUCCAGCUACUACCUCCUUCCCACCCCAAACCUGAAUCCUCAUCAAUGACCUCCAAAUAAUCCCUGUAAGCAAUGACGCUUAUUUUGUCGUGUUAAUCAUGUUGCUUGUACCAAAAAAAAAAAAAAAACGAAG